Triticum turgidum subsp. durum (durum wheat) is the source of this 450-nucleotide messenger RNA. The record is from the annotation of a GenBank genome assembly. Lineage: Eukaryota; Viridiplantae; Streptophyta; Magnoliopsida; Poales; Poaceae.
AUGCACUACGUGCACGCGGCCAUCACGAAGUCGAUGCGGCUCUACCCGCCGGUGCCGGUGAACUUUCUGCGGGCGGAGGCCGCCGACGUCCUGCCGGACGGCACGGCGGUGGGGGCAGGUUGGUUCGUGGCGUACAACUCGUACGCAAUGGGGAGGAUGGAGUCCGUGUGGGGAGAGGACGCGCGGGCGUACCGACCGGAGCGGUGGCUGGACCCGGCGGAGGGGACGUUCCAGCCGGACAGCCCGUUCCGCUACAUAGCGUUCCACGCGGGACCGAGGAUUUGCCUCGGGAAGGAGAUGGCCUACAUCCUGAUGAAGUCCAUCGUGGCAUGCGUGCUGGAAGAGUUCGAGCUCGCAGUGGACGGCGCAUACCGGCCGCGGCAGGUGACCUCGCUGACGUUGCGGAUGGCGGACGGGCUCCCGGUGACGGUGAAGGCUAGAGUGAAUUGA